Molecule: messenger RNA, 3822 nt
Organism: Sceloporus undulatus (fence lizard)
Lineage: Eukaryota; Metazoa; Chordata; Lepidosauria; Squamata; Phrynosomatidae
Gene: UNC45B
Product: unc-45 myosin chaperone B
Exons: 21
Coding region: 153-3137 (994 amino acids)
Molecular function (GO): Hsp90 protein binding
Source: RefSeq, a predicted model, not a curated record
AAACCCAUAGGGAAAGCCCUGGGGUUCCUAUCGGUGGUAAACACGCUUGGCUCCCAAGGGAGGAGAGGGAGGGCGUGUUGCGUCAUUGUUGUUGUUUUUAAAAGGGACACGUUGACUUAGUAGCGUCGACUGGCUUCCUCUGACCCGGUGUCAUGCGCUUGGGCCGCCACAAUGCCUCUGGGCGACAAUGUGGCCCUACUGGAAAUGCCUGUGUGACACAACUGAGCCCAGGCAGGGAAGCGCCGGCUCAUAAACAUCGCAAGUGUCAUUACCUAACACCACGUAACAAACAGAUCCAUCCAAAGGAGAAUCGAUUAUUGGAGAAUAGCUUCGGAUACUUUGAAAAGAUGGAAGAUCCUGCGCAGCUCAAGGAAGAAGGGAAUAAGUAUUUCGCGUCUGGCGACUACGAAAACGCCAUCCAAAGCUACUCCAAAGCCCUGAAGCUGACCAAGGAUAAGCCCCUCCAGGCCGUUCUGUACCGAAAUCGGGCGGCCUGCUUCCUUAAAAAGGAGAGCUAUGCCCAGGUGGCAUCGGACGCAUCGAGAGCGAUCGACAUCGAUCCCUCGGACAUUAAGGCCUUGUUCCGCCGGAGCCAAGCCUUGGAGAAGCUGGGAAAGCUGGACCAGGCGUUCAAAGACAUCCAGAGAUGUGCCACCAUUGAGCCCCGGAACAAGAACUUCCAAGAGACACUCCGGCGGCUGGGAGCCGACAUCCAGGAGAAGCUGCGGGUCCAGUUCUCCACCGACGCCAGGGUCCAGAAGAUGUUUGAAAUCCUGCUGGACGAAAACAGCGAGAAGGAGAAGCGGGAGAAGGCGGCCAACAACCUCAUAGUCCUCGGCCGGGAGGAAGCCGGAGCCGAGAGGAUCUUCCAGAACAAUGGACUCAACCUGCUCUUGAAGCUGAUUGAAACCAAAAGCCCAGAGCUGAUCCUCGCUGCCAUCCGGACACUUUCGGGGAUGUGUGCCGGACACAAGGCCAGAGCCACGGCGAUCCUCCACGGCCUGGGAAUCGACAAGAUCUGCCUCUGGAUGUCCAUCGACCACGAAGAGAUCUCCCUGGCGGUCACCAACCUCUUGCAGGCCAUCAUUGACUCUCUGACCGGGGAAGGGAAGAAGGACGAACACGGGAAGGAGGAUGCGCUGGUGCUGGAUACGAAGAAGGACCUGAAGGCCAUCACGGUCCACCUGCUGGACAUGCUCCCCAGCAAAAAGGUCUCCGGCCAAGGCCGCGACCGGGCUCUCAAUCUGCUCAACAAGAACAUCCCCAGGCAGGACCUGAAAAGCCAAGACAACAGCCGGAGCAUCUUUGUCAUUGACCAAGGUCUGAAGAAGAUCCUGAAGGUUGCCGGCCAGGUGCCUGACUUGCCCAACUGCCUCCCUUUGACGGAGAACACCCAGCUGACGGCUUCGGUCCUCCUGAACAAACUCUAUGACGACUUGCGCUGUGACCCGGAGAGGGAUAAUUUCAGACUGAUCUGCGAGGAAUACAUCCAGAGCAAGAUUGACCCGCAGGACAUGGACAAGACCCUCCACGCCAUCCAGACGGUCUCUGGGGUCCUCCAAGGGCCCUUCGACUUGGGCAACAAGCUCCUGGGCAUGAAGGGGGUGAUGGAGAUGAUGGUGGCCCUCUGCGGCUCGGAGCGGGAGAUCGACCAGUUGGUGGCCGUGGAGGCCCUGAUCCACGCCUCCACCAAGCUCAGCCGGGCCACCUUCAUCAUCACCAACGGCAUCUCCCUCCUGAAGGAGAUCUACAAGAAGACCCAGAACGAGAAGAUCAAGAUCAGGGCCUUGGUGGGUCUUUGCAAGCUGGGAUCCGCCGGAGGUACAGAUUAUGGCCUCAGACAGUUUGCAGAAGGAUCGACGGAGAAGUUGGCAAGACAGUGCCGGAAAUGGUUGUGUAACCCGGCCAUCGACACUCGGACUCGGAAGUGGGCCAUAGAAGGACUGGCUUACCUGACGCUGGAUGCCGACGUGAAGGACGACUUUGUGGAAGACGAGCCCGCCAUGCAAGCCAUGUUUGAACUAGCCAAGACAAGCGACAAGACCAUCCUCUACUCAGUGGCCACCGUCCUGGUGAACUGCACCAACAGUUACGACGUCAAGGAACUGGUCCCCGAACUGGUCCAACUGGCCAAGUUUUCCAAGCAGCAUGUCCCCGAGGAGCAUCCGAAGGACAAGAAGGACUUUGUCAUCAAGCGGGUGAAGCGUUUGGUCAAAGCCGGCGUCACCUCGGCCUUGGUUUGUAUGGUGAAGGCCGACAGCGCCAUCUUGACGGAUCAGACCAAAGAGCUCCUGGCCAGAGUCUUCCUUGCUCUUUGUGAGGACGCCAAAGACCGCGGCAUCAUUGUGGCACAAGGCGGCGGGAAGGCGCUGAUCCCUCUGGCCUUAGAAGGCACCGAUGUUGGAAAGAUCAAAGCGUCGCAUGCGCUGGCCAAGAUCGCUGCCAUCUCCAAUCCGGACAUCGCCUUCCCCGGCGAGAGGGUAUAUGAAGUUGUGCGGCCGCUGGUCAGUCUGCUGAACACCGAGAGGGAUGGCCUCCAGAACUACGAGGCUUUGCUGGGACUCACCAACUUUUCUGGAAGAAGCGACAAACUCAGGGCCAAGAUCAUCAAGGAGAAAGCCUUGCCAGACAUUGAGAACUACAUGUUUGAGAACCACGACCAGCUCCGACAGGCAGCCACGGAGUGCAUGUGCAACUUGGUGGUCCACAAAGAGGUCCAAGAGCGGUUCCUGGCCGAAGGGAAUGACCGGCUCAAGCUGAUGGUCUUGCUGUGCGGAGAAGACGACCCCAAGGUCCAAUGCGCGGCGGCCGGAGCCCUGGCUAUGCUCACAGCCGCCCACAAGAAGCUCUGCCAUAAGCUCACCGAAGUGACAACUCAGUGGCUGGAGAUCCUGCAGCGGCUUCUCCUCCACGACAAGAUGGACGUCCAGCACCGCGGACUGGUCAUCGCCUACAACCUGAUCCACGCUGACCAGGAGCUGGCCAAGAAGCUGGUGGAGAGUGAGACGUUGGAGAUCUUGACCGUCAUUGGCAAACAGGAGGAUGACCCCAAGAGGCAGCAUGUCCUGAACGUGGCCAGAGAGUGCCUGGUCAAGUGCCUGGACUACGGGCUCAUCAAACCCGCCUCUCAGCCCUAAGGAAACGGCGUAAACCCCGAAAACGGCGAGGGCACUGGUGCAUUGGAAAGCGACGGGAGAUCAUGCGCAGGACUCGCAGAAGCCGCGUUCCUAAAGCCUCGGAGACGAAAGUGGUGUCAAACUGGAUUAUUUCAGGAAUAAGGGAAUAUCGGAAUUUCAUGUCGGAGAGCUAACUGGACAUUAAACCGGGAUAAUAAUAAUAAUAAUAAUAAUAAUAAUAAUAAUAAUAAUAAUUACUAUUAUUAUUGUUGAAAUAUAGUUUCCUCCCCCUGCAAAGUAGUUGUGUUUGUUUUCCAGGAGCUGGGUUCGAGAAUCCUCUCCUCGCUGACGCCUUUUGGCAUCACAAAGGGUUGUUUUUAUGCGCAAGCGGUGGUUGCGCGGUUGUCGUUUGAUGGUGUUUCCUAAUAAAAUAAGAUGCUCUUUCAGAUGACGUUGGCCGAGGUUAUCAUUUAACCAAUGGUUUUAAUUAGCGCCAGCACAGCUUCUUCGGUGGUUUGAGUUUUGGAUUAUGGCUCCGGAGACCAGGGUUCGAAUUCCAACCCAGGCACUUUUCACUUAUAUACUGUAUUACAUUUAUUAUCAGACCGGAAGUCACAGAUCGCAUGUAAAACAACACAAUUUUGCACAUCUGCUGUCAUUGCAGAUAAAGCACAAUAAACCGAGGAUGGAAGAUCUUGUCGAUUAA